UCUCUCAUUCUCUUUUUUUCCUAAGAAAGAAGCAUCAUGGCUGAUAUACUGAAUGCAGAGCAAAUUGUUGAAUUGCAGGAAGCCUUCAGCCUGUUUGACAAAGAUGGAGAUGGUGUGUUAAUUUCUACUUCAUUUUCUUGUUUUUAUCAAUGUAUAAUGUUGUUGAUUGAUGAAAGUGCAGGUUGCAUAACCAUUGAAGAAUUGGGCACAGUGAUCAGGUCUCUAGAUCAAAAUCCCACCGAGGAAGAGCUCCACGACAUGAUCAACGAGGUCGAUAUUGAUGGCAACGGCACCAUUGAAUUUGCUGAGUUCUUGAACCUCAUGGCCAACAAAAUGAAGGAAACUGAUGCAGAGGAAGAGCUUAAAGAAGCUUUCAAGGUGUUCGAUACAGAUCAAAAUGGUUACAUCUCAGCUACUGAGCUUCGGCAUGUGAUGAUCAAUCUUGGUGAGAAGUUGACAGAUGAAGAGGUGGAACAGAUGAUAAGAGAGGCUGAUUUGGAUGGUGAUGGACAGGUUGAUUAUGAUGAGUUUGUGAAGAUGAUGAUGGCCAUUGGAUAGAUAUAUCUCAAGUUUAUUUUUUUUAUUCCAUUUAUUACAUUGUUGUGCAAAACUUAGGAUCAAUUAGUCAAUCCUGAUGCAAGAAAUUUCAGAUUUUGUUGAUUGUAUUCUUUCAAA
Messenger RNA from Salvia splendens (bonfire salvia), 675 nucleotides. Its product is annotated as calmodulin-2/4. The record is from RefSeq and is a predicted model, not a curated record. Gene Ontology annotation, molecular function: calcium ion binding. Lineage: Eukaryota; Viridiplantae; Streptophyta; Magnoliopsida; Lamiales; Lamiaceae. The transcript is spliced from 3 exons. The coding region runs from base 37 to 558 and encodes 173 amino acids. Gene Ontology annotation, cellular component: myosin II complex.